Molecule: messenger RNA, 615 nt
Organism: Malassezia japonica
Lineage: Eukaryota; Fungi; Basidiomycota; Malasseziomycetes; Malasseziales; Malasseziaceae
Exons: 2
Coding region: 1-615 (204 amino acids)
Biological process (GO): RNA polymerase II preinitiation complex assembly; transcription initiation at RNA polymerase II promoter
Cellular component (GO): nucleus; transcription factor TFIID complex
Molecular function (GO): protein heterodimerization activity; transcription coactivator activity
Source: RefSeq, a predicted model, not a curated record
AUGCCGCUGGAAACGCCCGAGCCGCUGCGGCGCGUCGAGACGCGCGAGACGCCGCAGGGGCGACAGGCGAGUCAAGAGCUGCGGCGUAGUGUGUCGCGGCGCAGUGAGUCGCGACCCGCGGGCGACGGCGAGACCUAUGCUCGCGAAGAACCGAUGGAAAAUGACGACGAAGACGCCGAGUCGGACGGCGCCGAGGGCGACUCGCUCGCCGAGGACGAGUUCAGCCGGCAGCAGAUGAUCUAUGCGGCACAGCAGCGCAACAUGGGCCUUUUGUCACAGGUCAUGGACGAGGACCAGCUCGAGCGCCACAUGGCCUCGCGCAGGGGCACACUGAACAAGGCCAGCGUCCGCAAACUGAUCAACCACGUCCUCUCGCAGUCGGUCAACCAGCACUUUGUCAUGGCUGCGAGCGGUGUGGGCAAGGUGUUUGUCGGCGAAAUGGUCGAGCAGGCGCGCAAAGUCCAGGAAGAGCGAAAAGACACGGGGGCGAUCAAACCUGUCCACCUCUACGAGGCGUACCGCCGCUACAAGCUCACCCAGGAGCGCCCGGGGCACUACCCGCCGGGCUCCUCGAGCGGCGCCGCGGGACUCGGACGUCGCCGCCGCAUGUUUUAG